This is a messenger RNA of Chanos chanos (milkfish), 1389 nucleotides long. It is a transcript of the gene kbtbd13b, whose product is annotated as kelch repeat and BTB domain containing 13b. The record is from RefSeq and is a predicted model, not a curated record. The coding region runs from base 1 to 1389 and encodes 462 amino acids. NCBI's taxonomy places the organism in Eukaryota, Metazoa, Chordata, Actinopteri, Gonorynchiformes, Chanidae. The transcript has a single exon. Gene Ontology annotation, molecular function: protein binding.
AUGGACCCAAGGAAAGGCAUCAUCAGCGUUAGAGUUGGAGGCAGCGUUUUUAAAACAGACAAAUCUCUGCUCUUAACUUACUCAGAGUACUUCCGAGCACUCUUCCAGUCAGGAAUGAUGGAAUGCCAACAGGAAGAGAUUUGCUUAAAGAGUUUAUGUGCUCGGGGGUUCUCGAUAAUGCUGGCGGUUUUGGGAGGCAAACAACCAAUACUGGAUGGUGAUGAGAUUGUGGAAGCCAUCGAAUGUGCUGCCUUUUUACAGACAGAAAUUCUUACUAAGCACCUUUUGGAUCUGGUUAAUUCUGACAAUUGCCUGCUUAUGUAUCACACUGCUGCCACAUUCGGGCUGCUGGAACUGUAUGAUGAAGCAGCUCUAUUCAUUCGUAGUAUGUACCAAGAUCUGCAGGAGGAGAUGAGGAUUCUGCCUGGAGACCUCGUAAAGCAUGUGGAGUCUCUGGCUCCCAGUGUGUUUGUAGCUGUUGGAGCCCAUUCCACAUGCACUCUUGAUAACCUGCCUCAUAGCUCCAUGAGGACAGUAUGCUACUUGGAUGAAGAAAAAAAUGAAUGGAGGACUCUCACAGAAUUACCUGUGGAAGCCAGCACGUCAAUGGCUGGGGUGGCUGUCUUGGACAACAGGCUUUAUGUGGUUGGGGGUGUGAAUGGGAUUCACAAGCAAGCAGUGGACUCCUGUUUCUGUUAUGAUGUUAUGACAGACUCCUGGAGAAUGCUGCCAAGCCCCCAACAGCCACGUUAUAACUUUACCCUCAUCGGACUUGGAGGGCGGCUUUAUGCCAUUGGAGGAGAAUAUGAAAAGACAGUAAUGUCAUCGGUGGAGAUGUAUGAUAUCUCUGCAGAGACGUGGUCCUUCAAGUCUCAUCUUCCUCGGCCGGUGGCUGGAGCGGCAUGUGCCAAAGCCAUGAGCAGGAUUUUUGUGUGUCUUUGGAAGCCAAUGAACACCACUGACAUCUAUGAAUAUGUCCCCAUCACAGACGAGUGGCAACAGGUCACGACACUCAUCAAACACCAGAGCUACGGUCACUGCAUGGUGGCCCACAGGGACAAUCUUUACAUCAUACGUAACGGGCCACAGGAUGACUUCCUUCGGUGUUUGAUUGAUUGUUACAACCUCACAACUGGUCAAUGGACUGCCAUGCCAGGGCAUUACGCUAACAGUAAAGGUGCUCUAUUCACAGCUGUGGUGAGAGGAGACUCAGUAUUCACCCUGAACCGCACCAUGACUAUGAUAUACACUGUCACAGGGAACAUGUGGAAACCUCGGAACCAGAUGAAAGGGUUUCCCCGGAGUGGAUCUGUGUGGACGUUUCUACUGAAGGUCCCUAAGCUGAGAGGAGAACCAAAUUCUAAUAACUUAAAUGGCCACACACAAUGA